Molecule: messenger RNA, 1028 nt
Organism: Ailuropoda melanoleuca (giant panda)
Lineage: Eukaryota; Metazoa; Chordata; Mammalia; Carnivora; Ursidae
Gene: AGRP
Product: agouti related neuropeptide
Exons: 5
Coding region: 587-982 (131 amino acids)
Biological process (GO): hormone-mediated signaling pathway; adult feeding behavior; neuropeptide signaling pathway
Cellular component (GO): extracellular region
Molecular function (GO): neuropeptide hormone activity; type 1 melanocortin receptor binding
Source: RefSeq, a predicted model, not a curated record
GGUUCUUUGUCACCAAAAUAGCCAGUGGCAUUGUAGGGGGAGAAAGGGGGACCUUUGCUGGAUUAUCCAGGGACCAGCUCCUCAGAGAGGCUUUCCCUCACUCCCCAGCCUCCACCCUCUGGGCAGUAGUAUGUGACCCUCUGAGCUCCUAGACUGUUAUCCUGUGCCAACCACAAGUGAGCCCAGUGCUAGCCUGAUACCAGAACAGACAUCAGUGCCCAUCUGUGAACGAAGCUGCCACAGCCCUGCUGUCUGCUGAGGAGGCCUUCCCCAUGCAACUGAACCCCAAGACCGACUGUUGGUGCUGAAGGCCAAAGGCUGUCAGAUGACAACAUAUGGUGUCCACCUGCUGCUGGGAGGACUUCCUCAGGCCUUGUCCUGGGCAGAACAAUCUGUGUGAACCUAGACUGCAAACCCCAACGGCCUCUUCAUCCUCCUACUGUCUCAGGCCAGCUCAGUUUGCACACUGAGGCUUUGAAGCUGCAGGCAGCAGUCACGUGUGGGGCAUUCAUUAGACCCUGCCAUAUAAGCUGAGGGGACGGAGUGGCCAGAAACUCUCCGGGCAAGGAUCCAGCAAGCAGAGGUCAUGCUGCCUGCAGUGCUGCUGAGCUGUGCCCUGCUGCUGGCACUGCCCCCCAUGCAGGGGGCCCAGAUGGGCCUGGCCCCCCUGGAAGGCAUCAGAAGGCCUGACCAGGCCCUGUUCCCAGAGCUCCCAGACCUGGGCCUGCAGUCCUCGCUGAAAAGGACAACUGCAGAACAAUCAGAAGCCCUGCUGCAGGAGGCCGAGGCUUUGGCAGAGGUACUAGAUCCGGAGGGGCGCGAGCCACGCUCCCCGCGUCGCUGCGUAAGGCUGCAUGAAUCCUGUCUGGGACACCAGGUACCAUGUUGCGACCCAUGUGCCACGUGCUACUGCCGUUUCUUCAACGCCUUCUGCUACUGCCGCAAGCUGGGUACUGCCAUGAACCCCUGCAGCCGUACCUAGUGGGUCGACGUCGGGGUCGGGGCUGUACACGAGGUAGCGAAUAAAG